Molecule: messenger RNA, 981 nt
Organism: Ostreobium quekettii
Lineage: Eukaryota; Viridiplantae; Chlorophyta; Ulvophyceae; Bryopsidales; Ostreobiaceae
Source: the annotation of a GenBank genome assembly
AUGGAAUCGGCGGUGUGCUUCUCAGACAUUGACGGCACGCUGGUGCACAGCGAGGCGGAGCAGGCGCGGUGGGGGGUGUUGGCGGAGGAGCCGGACGAGCAGGGGCUGUACGCGUUCCGAGACACGAUGGGGAAGGAGCAUCAUUUGAUUAAGAUGCCAGUGUCAUUGACGUACUCCGAGGGAGUUAUAUCCGUUUCAACGCUGCACAAAUUGGCGAGAGUGCGGUCUGUGGGCAUACCCGUGACCCUCAUAACCGGCGCUAGGACGAUGACUUUACUACAGCGCCUACCAUUUCUGCCGUUGGCCGACGCCUACGUCUCAGAGAAUGGUGGGAGGAUUUUCUACCACAAGCCAGCCUUGCCCUCAGCGGUUGGACUGGUUGAAGACAUGGCAUGGCGGAGGGCCCAAAAUCGUGUUGUGGGUCCGCACCAGCAAGAGUCAAGGCCCCCGGAGGACAGAGCGGGCUUGCUGUGGGAUUUGUACCGGGACCUUCUCAAAGAUGGCUGGAAUAUCGAUGCGAGGGGUUACACGACAUGCCUGAGGAUCAAGUCCCCUCCAGAGGGCAAGGCUAUGUCUGACAUCAACAGAUACCUGCUUGGUCAGGAAGACCUCGCACAUUCGGACAACUUGGGGACAAUGAAUGUGUACGCCGCCAGCAGCGGGAAGGCAAACGCUGGCCUCCACGUCAUGCACCAUUUCAGCGCUUCGCCGAAGUUGUCUGUUUUCUUGUGCGAUGAUGACAACGACAUCGGGCUGGCGCGGAAUGUUGGGAGGGCGUUCCUUCCUUCAAUCACCCAGGAAUCGAUGCAGAGGGCGGUCGAAGAGGACCCCGACCAUUUUGAAGUCGUCAGGGACGUUGGAGGCACGCUGGCCACAGACAAAGCGCUUGACGCCGUACUGGCACAUUACGAAAUCGAUUCUGAAAUGGACAGCGACGAUGAUGAGGAAGAAGGGGAAGAAGAUAACGGGCAGGAGGGGUAA